Molecule: messenger RNA, 852 nt
Organism: Pseudocercospora fijiensis CIRAD86
Lineage: Eukaryota; Fungi; Ascomycota; Dothideomycetes; Mycosphaerellales; Mycosphaerellaceae
Exons: 2
Coding region: 379-669 (96 amino acids)
Source: RefSeq, a predicted model, not a curated record
GAGCAAUGGAAAUUCCUUUGCAUCUCUCCUUUCACGCAGCAAACAGCUUGCCUUGCACAUAUUCGGACUGGAAACUUUUUCCACAUAUUUCGUCACUCGAAGCACCUUCUAAGCAGGUAUCUCAUCAGAGUGCCCUGAACCGGCUUUCACACGCACGGGCCCUAAAAUAGAGGCUGCGUUUGCAGGUACCCACAACACAAGGUCUGUGCGAGUAUUCAAGGUGCCUCGAAAGAGCGCUGCACUAUACUCGACUCGUAUCUUCUAUACCAAACACAAGGGGGCAGGAGGCACUGGCCCGAAGUUGUUGAAGAGCCUCAGAUAUAUGUGCUACAAUCUCGAGGUUCUAAAGACAACCUUGCAUCAAAUUCCUGAGUCGUCAUGGAAAUCCCAAUUGCGAGAACCGAGGACUUCGAGGAGAAGAAGCCAUCCCUGGAUACGAAGGGUGCCGACCAAGCAAAGCAUACCGACGGUGGAGAGCAAGGCGAUCAGGGACAUGAUGCGCGACCUGAUAUAGAUAGAUAUGAGCACGGUGCCGGAGCAGGAGAGAUGGUCGACGGAGAUGAGGAGGGCGGAGAUGAUAUCACAGUCACGCUCAGCGAGGAGCGCGAGGAGGAGCUUGGAUGGUUUGAGGAACGCCCUGGAUGGAAGUCGUGGCAGGAGUCUAGGUGAAAAGCCCCUUGAAUCGCAAUCACGCGAAAGUCUGUGUUGCUGGCCAGGUUAUUUCGAGAGGGCGGUAUGGGCACGUCAAUACCCUUAGUCGUUGUUACCCAGGAAUGUUGCAGGAUCUUGUGUUCCAGAGCGAAGAGUUCCCAAUCGGGAAGCUGCGGACCGGCGAAGUGGGUCUGAUGGUCG